Messenger RNA from Porites lobata, 15832 nucleotides. The record is from the annotation of a GenBank genome assembly. NCBI's taxonomy places the organism in Eukaryota, Metazoa, Cnidaria, Anthozoa, Scleractinia, Poritidae.
AUGUUCGACACGGCUGAUGGUGAAAAUCGAUGCUACAGUAAGUUAUAUGUCUUUAUGCUUUAAGUUUGGCCGCCGUCUUGGUUUCAGAACUUGUCUGGGACAAGGAGCACCUUUCUGGUUAGUAGUGUCGGCAUUUUCGUCCGGUGUAUUCUAAAGAAAGGAUAAAAUAAAUAAAUAAGUGCAGUAAUUAGCUCACCUCAAAUGUUCUGAGUUAAAUCAUCAUGUCCCCCGCCCGACCCAGAACUGAGUCUGCAAAAGGGAAUCUACACUAGGGAAUCUUGUUCCACAGAACAGACCCUCUGUCAGAGAUUAGAAACCUGCCUAAAUUAUUUUUUUUCAAAACUUCAUUUCAUGGGAAAGAUUUUCUUAAUACACCAUGGGUCAUUGUAACUCUCCUUAUAGGUGUUUGCAUUUUUAACUUUAUAGUCAAGUAGUUCCUUAGAGUGUUUUGGUCUAAUUUUGCACACGAUUCUUUUGAAGAGCAUGCAAAAAAUAUACGAUUUUGCGCACAAAUAAAGAUGAUGAUGAUGAUGAUGAUGAUGAUGAUGAUGAUGAUGAUGAUGGCGAUAGAUAUAACAUUCACAGCCUGAAAACAAUCCGUGUAUCUUUUCUUCCACUGCCGCCCCGAAAUGAAAUAUUUCACACAUUGUUGGAAAGGGUCUUUGGUUGGUAUAUUAAUUAGUUCUGUUGAAAAUUUGUUGCAAGGCAGCUUGUUACGCUAAGGUCCCAAAAGUUUAGCUAGCUUCAUUACGGCUCCGUAACCAUGCCAGACGAUUCAAUACUUGUGUAGUAAAGUAGCCAGGGAGCUAUUUUCCCGGAAAUGUCAACUAAACUGCUAAAGGAUUCUUGUAGUUGCAUUCCGUUGUGUCAUAUGCACAACUCCUAAAGCUAAUUUUGCUGCUUUUCCAGGCGUAUUAACAAAUCCCUUUAUGAGAGGAAAGGUAAAUUAUGUUCCCAAAUCAAUAUUGCAAAAAGUGGGGAUGCCUUUUGUCACACUACUUUUAAAUCUUACUACUUGUUGCAAUUUUCGGAAAAUAUUUGCAGUUAUUUUUAGGCAACUUUAACUAUGGGAGAAGUUUGAUAUCACCGGAGGGUAUAAUUCUAAAACAUAGUACAUACCCAGCUGAUGGACACGCAGUGUACCAUAUCUCUUAAUUGCUUUCUCUGGCUUAUUCUCCUGGGCUGUGAAAGUUGUUCGCCCUUCCUGUUCUUUGAGCCGUAUUUUUUGGGAAUGAAUCCUUCUCCGUGGUUAAACAGAACACAGCUUAGCAUCAGCCAUAAGGCAAUAACGGUAACCAGAUGUCCCGAGUCCUUCGUUAACAUCAGUGUCAUUCUAUUUUGUGAAGUAUAUUAGCCGUUGGCAGUCAGUUGGUACGCUCAGUCUUCGUUUCUUUCGUAAAGCAGUAUUUUCAGAACUGUGGAACAAAGCAAUUUUCCCUCACUUAUUUAUGCAGGUAUGUUGCGGAAAGAUCUCGUUUUAUGAUAUACCACUCCAAAUCGCUUCAUAUGGUAUAUCUGGGAGAAAAUCUACCCGCAUAAACGUAUUACGAAAACAGUUGAUGUUUUUUUGCCUAAACCGGUCAAUUCUAUAUGAUUUGGAGGAAUAUAUUAAACAAAGUGCAGUAAAUGUAUUAUUCAUUCCAAUUUUUGUUCAUGGUGAUUCCUUUGUUUGUUUGUUUGUUUGUUUGUUUGUUUUUUCAUUCCCAAAGCCUGGCAGCAAAUUAUGAAUUUUAAUCACAUAAAUUUUUUUUCCAAAUUAAUUGAGUUGUUUAACUGCCCACCGUAAAAAGCAAAAAAACCAAAACAAACAAACACAAGGGGGGAAGAGAGGGGGCAGGGGUGGGGGUCAGAGGUAGAGAGAGAGAGAGGAGGGGGGAAAAGAGAGGGGAGAGAGAAAGAGAAACCGACUUUUUGAGCGUCAGUUCUUCGUCAUCGCGAAUCACAGCACCAUUGUACCCAAGCUUCCAUAAUAGUGAUAAAAGGCCUUAGUAGGGCACGUAUAAUGACAAAGACAAUGGAAUAGACAGUGACAGUGGCAAAGAGUGACAGGACAUGACAGUGGGAACGCCAGAAUGACAGUGACAGUGACGGGGACAAUGACAGCAGACAAUAACAAUAAAAAGAUGACAGUAACAGUGACAGUGACAAAGACUGACAGCAAAAGUGACAAUGAGAGUGACAUUGACAGUAAAUGAUAAUGACAAUGACAAAGAGUGACGCGACAAUGACAAUGAAAAUGACAGUGACAGUGAAAAUGACAAAGAGUAAGAAUGAGAGUGACAAUGUCAACGACAAUAACAAUGAAAAUAACAGUGAUAAUGAUUAUGAAAACGACAGUGACAAUGACAAUGACAAAGUGUGACGAUGACAGUGACAAUAACAGUGACAGUGGCAGUGUUAAAGACAAUGACAAGAUUUGACAGUGACAUUGUGGGUUAUUAAUUUAGAUUUGUCCAGAAUCAAACUAACAAUAAAAUAAUCAGAAAUUAAUUAUCAAUCGGCCACCGUUGUGUAGUUAAGAUUCAUUCAAAAAACUCAUUGAUAACUCAUGAGCUCAACAACGUAUCACGUCCGCUAAAAUACGUCACGUGCUCGUGUUUUGAAUCUCGGUGAAGCACUGUCAAACUUUAGAAAUUUUAUCUUCAUUAGUAUAUUUUAUGUAAAAAAUACUAGUAAGGAUGACAUUUUAUUUCAUGGCACUUGACCUAUGAAUAUUAAUUAUCAGCACAGCAACUGUCACAACAAAUAGUGGGUGAAUAUUCGAUGUUCUUUCAAAAUGACAUACGCAGUAAAUUCACUAUUGCAAAAAAUUAAACUUUUUUCUUUCACCAAUUUAAUCAGCCAAAAGUUCAGCGACACAGCGGAAAUAUUGGCUUUUGCAGUGUCCAAGCGUUGCACUCAAGACUUGCCAGUUGUGAAUACGCAAGACUCAAGCGCCAGAUUUUUUGUUUUCCUACCAUUCGGCAUUCCAGAAAAAAAAAAUCAAAGAACUCUUUUUCCGUGGAAUAGCUGACUUUAGGGGUACAUUUUCAAUUCACUUCCUCCCUUCCUCGGCAUUUUUAGGCUUCCGAAAACAACAAGACGUUAUGUCCUCUUCGGUAAGUGUCGUUCGAUUCGUAGACUGGAAAAUUUCUAAACACGUGUGACAUUUGAUUUUCUUAUAUGAUAACUUCGCAUACGUAAUGUUUUUUCUCUCGUAUGCUAAUUUACAACGUUCACAAAAGCGUCAUUGUUAUCAACUCCAUUGAGACACACUUUUCCAGGAAUGUUUUUGAAGUCGUUCAAUAAACUCCCGGGUCCAGUUUUAUUACAUGUUGUGGCAGUUAUUUUAGUAUAAUACAGUCACAAGAGACAAAAAGUAUGUGAAAAUGUCCAUUUUGACGCCAGAUGGAUUCACGAACACUUCUAUUCCUCCCCUGUUUUGACAACCUUUUAAUGGAAUUUUUCUUUGUUUUGUUGUUGUUGUUAUGGUUUAUAUGGAUUAAAAUGGUUCAUGUGCCAAAUUCAAGCAAUUUUAAGAUAUUCGCCAAUAUUUUCAGUGUACUAUGGUAAGUAGAGAAACAUCAAUCCAGUUUUUUUGUGUGUGUGUGUGUUUAGUGCAGUAAGGAGGGUAAAGUAUAACAGUAAAAGAUAGAAAAUUUCGUGAGUUCAGGGUCAUAAGUCAGAAAUGCUCUUUCAUUGAGGCCAGUAUUGAAUGGCAGCCUUGCUUAUGGAAGCUCUCGAUAUAAUCACUCUUGACGUUUUCAAGUGCGUACUACUGGCCGAAUUCAACCAUGAAACUUUUGAAACUUGGCGACUUACAUAUAGCAUGAAAUCUAAAGUCAUUGAUGAUUCAUAGUGCGAAACGAAAAAAUGAGACUGCGAGAAGGAGGUGUUCGUCGGUAUCGAACACUAAAUAACCGUCCAUGGUGUGUUUUAACCGAAAUCCGGAUACGAUUUAUCUCAAAUAACCCGCCGGAUGCGCUUCGUUACUUCAACACACUUCUCAGUGGCUACUGAGAUACUUCUGCUUGGUAUUUGCCUCGGGUAAGCGUCGGAUUUGAUUUGAAAUAAAGAACGUAUUAAACGCUUGUUAGGAAAAGGGAAACUGAAUGUACAGGCGAUUACGAUAAUUGCUUCAAAACUUUCAUUUUCGUCAUAUUAAAAAAAAAUGACGUGAGAUUCAGUCAAAAGUCUCGCAAGAGCAUUUUCAAUUAGAUACCUAUCAUCGGUUACAAUUAAAACAUUGUCCAAAGGAAGCUGCGUGCAUGAAAUCAUUAGGAACCGUUACUCUUUAUACCACACGUCGUUUGAUUGAAGUUUGCUUACUAUUGAAAGGAAAAGUCAAUUGUUUCUCUUUAUGGCAAAUAAACUUCAAUGGAAUCUGCUGUUACGCGCAAGUUAUUUUAGCCGUUGUGUAAUUACGCACUGGUCACAGCAAGCCUAGGUGUGCGACCGAACGUUUACCAAAAAAAAAAAUACAGAAAAAGAAUGCAUAGAGUCUAAGUUAUGUAAGAACAUUAAUUCUGAAAUAAAACCAAUAAGAAUAAAUCGGUAAACUUACCUAUACACUGCCUACCUACAGAGUAGGUACACUGCUAAAAUUGGAAGACAGUCAUCUGAAGUUGCUAAAAAACUGUGACAGCAAACGUAUCUUCUAGCACUUAGGCGUUAAGUACGACAUUGAUCGGCAGAAAACAAACACGACUUCAAAAAAAGCGGUACACGCAAAUCCAUACCCCCACCGUGGUACAAGAGGGGAUGAUGGAGCCCCUCCCUAGAGAUCAGCGAUAUUUCGAAACGAUUUUGCGUUUAAUCGAAAGCCUUCAAUCUUCUCAACAAGAUGAGGUUUAUUUUAUGGGUGGUGACGCUGCUGGAGGCCUGUGACGUCACCAACAAUGUUCACCAUCUCCUCUGCCAUCUUGGAUUUCACCAAAAAUUAGACAUCGGGUUAAAAUCGCGAUAAAUGGUAACAUUUAAAAAAAAGUACUGAUGUUUUAUCGCCUAGAAAAACAAACAAACAAAAAAUAAAUCAGAGGGUGGGGGGAUGGCCGUGGGUACGUCCGAGGGUUAAUACGGAAUAAGACGAGUACAGGGGGCUGCAUUAUGGUGUGGAAACAGCCACCGAAUUCUGGCUGGAAAGCAUCACUUGCACUGUCAUCACACUUGUCAGCUUUCAAGUCUUACUUGAAUUAGGAUCUACAUAUUAUGCACUUGAGUUUACUUACAGCUUCCAAUGUCUUUUUAAAGCACAUGAGCACUGACGCAUUGCAGAAUGCACCGGAUAAAGUAAUCAAGGAACCAAUUAAAAGUUGAAGAUAUUCCGUUCUGAUAAGAGGUACACAUCAUCGAGAGAUUCGAGUAUCAAAUGACAGUUUGGGAGGGUAAAGUCCGGUUUCCAUAUAAUCGACCGGAUUGUCCCAAUCGUCCCAAUCGUCUCAAAGAAUGGGACGAUCAUAUGGAAAAGCUACCCGGUCGAUCGCAAACGACCCGGACGAUUGGGAAGACCUCGAUCGCUUGGAGAGAAUUGAGCUCUAUGCUGACGAUCGGGACGAUCGAGUAAAUUUUGAAAAGAUCGUAUGGAAACGCUCUCAGACGACUGUGACGAUCGAACGAUGGAUAGCUGUCCCAGAAAUCAUCACUUUUAUUUUAGCAAUCGGGAACUUAUUAGGCCUAGGCGUUGCCUGAAGCCGAAAGAAAAACUAUAAAAAUGUUCGCACCCCGUAUGGGCAAUAUCUGAAAAAGAGGUAGUCCCUAGACAUGAUGCUAGUUGACGCUGUGUCUUCGUGGUACAUUUCCACCUUGUUACGCCUCCAAAUCGAGAGAAUAAGCACAUAGCAAGCCAGGAGGUUCAUUCUCUGAUUAGAAUUCUCCAUAUAUGUUUGGCUUGUUUGCGACGCACGUGCAAAACUUCUGUUGUCAUACCCAGAAACAUCACUGACGACUCCGCGUCUCUCGUCUUCGAAGCGAUCGAGACGAUUAUACCGAAACCACCAACCGUUCCAGUAUCGUCCCCAAAUUUUUUGAUUCGACUAGGGCGAUCAGGACGAUCCGGACGAUCAUGUGGAAACCGGGCUUAAAAAAAAUCAAAUUAGCAGCUUAACCCUAUUCAGGCCGGGCUAUUUCUGCUUCCUUCGAUCAAUUUGAACACAAGUAGUUUUUGAAGUAAUUUUACGCUAUUAUGACGUCAUAUCGUUGAAUCUAUUGGCAGUAUACAAAUUCCAUCAUUUUUUCCCCUGAAAGAAGGACUUGAUAAAAAAAAAGGUGUCUGACAAAAUCAAGGAGUUAGCUAAAACCUGAAUUGUAAUCUGCAAUUACAUGUAGUAGUGACUAAAUUAAACUACACUAUUUGAUGACAACUAGGAACUCACUAAUUCAGUUCAAAUACUCUCAUAAAUCUUUUGGCAAUCUCUUUCUAAACUGGGAAACAAAGUUCAGGUUCGACACGUGUGAAUUUAGAAAAUAAGACGCACCGUCAUUUUGAUAAACACUGUGUUCUUCCUUUAAUUUUCUUAAACAUGAAUGUAAAUUAGUAUGCCAUUGUAUGCCUUGCUUUCCCCUUAUUUGACUGCUAUACAUUAUCUAUACACUUUUGCAAUAUUUUUAAUUUGACCUAAGCAAAUCUGGCCCAGCUUUUUUCUUGUUUCGUCCAGUGUAAUGACACAAAAAUGGAAGUAUUUUUUGCUCUUAUUACAUGAUAUUUUAUUCAUGAUAUAAAUUUUUAUAACUUACCAAAGAGCAUAAUUAUAUACUAGGCAAUAUUCAGAGCCGGAUCCAGACUUUAAGAAAAGGAGGGGCCUUGUCAGAUGGAAGGGUUGGGGGGGAGGAGGAGGGCUCGGGCCCCUUCCCUAGAUCCGCCACUGAUAUUAUAUAUACAUAAAAGGGAAGCCAUCCAUGUGACGUCUCACUUUAUUAAAUUCCUUGAUUUUUUUCCCUUUAACUAUGUAGUGCAUGAAAAAAGUCAAAAUAAAUAAAUAAAACAAUGAAAUAAAUUUUGCCUCGUUAUAAAUAGCCGAGGCCGCGAAGCGGCGAAGUAAAUAGCCACCGACACUGAGGUGAAUAUAAUUGUUUUAGUAUAUACUAAAACAGUGAGAUAAUUGAGCACAAAAAUGAUCAUUUUUAACUGCUGCCAACGAUUACAAUUUUGGCGCGCAAAGGACCGAACGGCCGCGGUCGUCCCUUUUUCUUGCCGACAAAUAAAACUUUUGAAAGCAUUUGUUUAGCUCUUGCGAGUUGUGAAUUCUUUUGGUAUUUAAAAUCAUUCUGUAAAAAUGAUUAUUAAAUUUAGUUUUAAGCUCGUUUAUGAACAAGUGAACUAAAUAAAGUAACGCAUUAAUUUUGUAAACAAAAACCUUUUUCACCGGUUUUAUCGAUAAAUUCAAGUCAAAAAGACAAAGCUUUACCUGUUAAAACUUUCAAACCGAACUUCGUCACCUUCUUCGGGUAUUUCGGGAACAGCUUGCUUGAUUAGUUGUGAAAUUUCUUUUUUUGUUACGGCAGCAAACCUGGAAGGCAUUUUGCUUGCAACUUAGGCGAGUUUGGCGUAGCUCGCCUGCUCGGAGGAACUGGAGGUGAAUCAGUGAAUAGUGCAGGAUAUUAACUGAUUAAGUAGCCAAUCAGAGUGCGCGAAAAACAGUAUCCACUGUUUUAGUAUAUACUAAUUAAAUAUAAAGAGACCUCCAUGUUUGGCUCUUGCGCCGCUCACCAAUGCUUGUGUUAAUCAAUAUUCCGUGCAACACGCUGAGUUGAACGCGCAAUUUAUCGUUACAGUUUCACUUUAUCAGAAUUUCACUUUAUUCUAUGUUAUUAAAAACAGAACUUUAAGCCACAGAUAGGGCAAAGUGUUGCUGUUGCUAAGUCGUCUAAAUUGAAGAAAGGUGCGGGCACGGGUCAGAUCGCCCUUGUGAUUUCAGAGUAAUAACAUCAGCUUGAAGUUCUAUUCCUUUGGGCCUGGGCAACCAUUGCAAUCUAAGAACAAAUAAAUAAAUAAACGAAUGAAAAAUAACUAAAUACAAAAAUGGUUUUCUAAAGGUCUUGUUGUUUUAACUUGGUAUGCUCAUGAUUAAGCAACGAGAUCGGAAAUGCUUAAUUACUCUCGAUAAUUGGUGUCUUCUUGAGAGGUUACGAAGGAGGAUAAUAAACAUUAGUAUAUACACACUCAGUGAUCUUGGUGAUUUAAGCAAUCUGAUUGGUUCGCUAUCUCGGACUAUUCAACAAUAUUCACCUCCUAGCGAGUGGAUAAUGUGUGAGCUCGGUGUUUUUCCCGUUUUUUUUAGAGAACGAUCUUUUAAAAGUCGACAAAAUCCUAGGGCUGACUUUUUUUAAGGCAAGAAAAGACUUGGAAGGAUUCAAUACGGCGUUUUUCAAUUUACUGUAGCAGGAGUUUUGUGCACGAUGGAUUGUUUACAACUCCCGUGUAUUCGCGUAGAAGAAGCCGUUUCGUGAACUCAGCGUUUUCUAAGAAGAAAAUUUUGGCUCAAAAAUCGAAGUUUAUUUAUGACAAACAAAUUUAAAAGGAAAUGUUUGCAGAAAUUUUACAUUUCAAGUAAACAGGAAAAAGAAUGAUACAGGAAGACGACCUCUUACCUCGAGCAACCGAGCCGCCAUUUUUGUCAGCACUUCAUGCGAAGAACGACACAACAUGCCCUUUUGGCUAUAAACUUGGCGAGUCAACAGAAAAUAACACAGCUCUACUUUUUUUCUCAGGUAAGGAAACAGUUCAAACUUUUAGCGAUUCCAUUGAAGCCAUUACGCUGUUGUUUGCGAAAUGAGUAAACUUGUGAAUUGCCCUGUCUGAAAAUUCUGCAAAGAUCUAUUUUUAAACUUACGCGUGAUUUGAUCUGUCAAUCAAAUCCUACUUUUGAAUGGUUUCCUUUCUGAUUUUGUUGAGAUCACUUCGUGUGUAUAUACUAAAACAAUUAUUCUUCUCAAUCUCGGUGAAUAGUGGCUUUGGGAAUAUUUACCUCGCCGCUUUCGCGGCUCGGUAAAUAUUUUGCCACUAUUCACCUCGAUUUCAAAGAAUAAUUGUUAAAUGUUUUAGUGGUUAUUAGAAACACUUCUUGAACAAGAAAUUAACUUGUUAUUUUAUUUAUUUGGUAUUACAUGCUUGCCUGAUGAUCGGUGUUCCCACAAUGCUGAAUGAAAUCAGUUGACUGGAAGGUAAAGUGUCACUAUGCGUGUGGAAGUACUUUAUGAUUAUUGUCAUAUAAUUAUAAUUGUUAUAAUCGUUAUUGUUAUUUCGCACUUAACUAUCGGAUGAGCUCACAUCCCGCCGCAUACUUUAAAGUUUUACAACGCUUUUCGAAAUUUCUGAAAAUGUUUUCUUAUAUCUAAUAAGUAAGUCUCAUUACUGUAUAUUAAAUUCCCAAAACAUUUUUCGUUGUACUUUUUGUUUGUGUUCCUUCACCAUACUCACCAAAACCCGAGUCGCCCAGUUCUCAGCUGCGUGCUCCAUUUCUGCUCUUGUCAAUUUCUCUCUAUGAUGUUCCCGUUCGUCAUGUCUUUUGUCUUGUUUGGCAUUUUGGUGGAAUCUUCCUCUCCCUCUUCGAGGUACAAAUGAGGAUCCUUCAGCCUUGUCUAAAACAAAACAGCUUAAAAUCAACCAGAAAACGAGGAAGCUUAAGAGGUGCUUGGAGUCCAUUCUUAAUAUAUGCUGUGGCCAGAAGUCAACAGGCAAUUUAAUUUUGAAUUGUUGCACAGUAGCUUUCUUGUAGCGAUGUGGGAUCAACCAAGUCGGCACUGGACACUGUGGGGAAACAGUUUCUUUGUUAGUGAUGAUCUCUUAAUAUAAAUAUAACUAUGGGGCUGUUUACAUGAAGGGAGAAUGAUCCUAGUACCAGGAAGAUCCUUGAAGUCAGAUCAUCCCAGCACCAUAUGUUUUCUGUAUUCGGCUUACAUGCAAAGGGUUGCACUUGUUCCUGGAGCUGUGAUCUUCUUUGUACUAGGAUCUUCCUAGCUGACAGGUAGGAAGAUCCUAGCACCCUGCAAACUGCCUUCGCUAGGAAGAUCCUAGUACUAGUAGGGUAAAGUAUAACAGUAAAAGAUAGAAAAUUUCGUGAGUUCAGGGUCAUAAGUCAGAAAUGCUCUUUCAUUGAGGCCAGUAUUGAAUGGCAGCCUUGCUUAUGGAAGCUCGCGAUAUAAUCACUCUUGACGUUUUCAAGUGCGUACUACUGGCCAAAUGCAACCAUGAAACUUUUGAAACUUGGCGACUUGCAUAUAGCAUGAAAUCUAAAGUCAUUGAUGAUUCGUAGUGCGAAACGAAAAAAUGAGACUGCGAGAAGGAGGCGUUCGUCGGUAUCGAACAGUAAAUAACCGUCCAUGGUGUGUUUCAACCGAAAUCCGGAUACGAUUUAUCUCAAAUAACCCGCCGGAUGCGCUUCGUUACUUCAACACACUUCUCAGUGGCUACCGAGAUACUUCUGCUUGGUAUUUGCUUCGGGAAGCGUCGGAUUUGAUUUGAAAUAAAGAACGUAUUAAACGCUUGUUAGGAAAAGGGAAACUGAAUGUACAGGCGAUUACGAUAAUUGCUUCAAAACUUUCAUUUUCGUCAUAUUCCAAAAAAAUGACGUGAGAUUCAGUCAAAAGUCUCGCAAGCGCAUUUUCAAUUAGAUACCUAUCAUCGGUUACAAUUAAAACAUUGUCGAAAGGAAGCUGCGAGCAUGAAAUCAUUAGGAACCGUUACUCUUUAUACUACAGGUCGUUUGAUUGAAGUUUGCUUACUAUUGAAAGGAAAAGUCAAUUGUUUCUCUUUAUGGCAAAUAAACGUCAAUGAAAUCUGCUGUUACGCGCAAGUUAUUUUAGCCGUUGUGUAAUUACGCACUGGUCACAGCAAGCCUAGGUGUGCGACCGAACGUUUACCAAAAAAAAAAAUGCAGAAAAAGAAAAUCAAUGCAAAGGGUCUAAGUUAUGUAAGAACAUUAACUCUGAAAUAAAACCAAUAAGAAUAAAUCGGUAAACUUACCUAUACACUGCCUACCUACAGAGUAGGUACACUGCUAAAAUUGGAAGACAGUCAUCUGAAGUUGCUAAAAAACUGUGACAGCAAACGUAUCUUCUAGCACUUAGGCGUUAAGUACGACAUUGAUCGGCAGAAAACAAACACGACUUCAAAAAAAGCGGUACACGCAAAUCCAUACCCCCACCGUGGUACAAGAGGGGUUGAUGGAGCCCCUCCCUAGAGAUCAGUGAUAUUUCGAAACGAUUUUGCUUUUAAUCGAAAGCCUUCAAUCUUCUCAACAAGAUGAGGUUUAUUUUAUGGGUGGUGACGCUGCUGGAGGCCUGUGACGUCACCAACAAUGUUCACCAUCUCCUCUGCCAUCUUGGAUUUCACCAAAAAUUAGAAGUCGGGUUAAAUUCGCGAUAAACGGUAACAUAUAAAAAAAGUGCUGAUGUUUUAUCGGCUAGGAAAACAAACAAACAAAAAAUAAAUCAGAGGGUGGGGGGAUGGCUGAGGGUACGUCCGAGGGUUAAUACGGAAUAAGACGAGUACAGGGGGCUGCAUUAUGGUGUGGAAACAGCCACUGAAUUCUGGCUGGUAAGUAUCACUUGCACUGUCAUCACACUUGUCAGCGUUCAAGUCUUACUUGAAUUAGGAUCUACAUAUUAUGCACUUGAGUUUACUUACAGCUUCCAAUGUCUUUUUAAAGCACAUGAGCACUGACGCAUUGCAGAAUGCACAGGAUAAAGUAAUCAAGGAACCAAUUAAAAGUUGAAGAUAUUCCGUUCUGAUAAGAGGUACACAUCAUCGAGAGAUUCGAGUAUCAAAUGACAGUUUGGGAGGGUAAAGUCCGGUUUCCAUAUAAUCGACCUGAUUGUCCCAAUCGUCCCAAUCGUCUCAAAGAAUGGGACAAUCAUAUGGAAAAGCUGCCCGGUCGAUCGCAAACGACCCGGACGAUUGGGAAGACCUCGAUCGCUUGGAGAGAAUUGAGCUCUAUGCUGACGAUCGGGACGAUCGAGUAAAUUUUGAAGCGAUCAUAUGGAAACGCUCUCAGACGACUGAGACGAUCGAAACGAUCGAUAGCUGUCCCAGAAAUCAUCACUUUUGUUCUAGUAAACAGGAACUAAUUAGGCCUAGGCGUUGCCUGAAGCGGAAAGAAAAACUAUAAAAAUGUUCGCAGAGCGUAUGGGCAAUAUCUGAAAAAGAGGUAGUCCCUAGAUCUGAUGCUAGUUGACGCUGUGUCUUUGUGGUACAUUUCCACCUUGUUACGCCUCAAAAUCGAGAGAAUAAGCAGACAGCAAGCCAGGAGGUUCAUUCUCUGAUUAGAAUUCCCCAUAUAUGUUUGGCUUGAAUUGUUUGCGACGCACGUGCAAAACUUCCGUUGUCAUACCCAGAAACAUCACUGACGACUCCGCGUCUCUUGUCUUCGAAGCGAUCGAGACGAUUAUACCGAAACCACCAACCGUCCCAGUCGUCCGGAUCGUCCCCAAAUUUCUUGAUUCGACUAGGGCGAUCAGGACGAUCCGGACUAUGAUAUGGAAACGAGGCUUAAAAAAUCAAAUUAGCUUAACCCUAUUCAGGAGGCUAUUUUUUCGACCUUCGAUGAAUUUGAAAAUAAGACGCCAUUAUGACGUCAUUUUGAAUCUAAACACUGUACAAAUUCCUUCAUUUUUUUCCCCUUAAGAAGGAAUGAUAAAAAAAUUAGUAUUCAAAUUGUAUGAGUUUGCUAAAACCUGAAUUUAAUUUGCUAUACAUUAUCUAUACAGAUUUUGCAUUAUUUUUAAUUUGACCUAACAAAUUUGGCGCAAAUACUUUUCCUUCUUUCGUCAAGUCUUAAUAAACUGGGAAAAAUGGAUUUAUGUUUUGACACUUAUUAUUUGAAAUUUUAUUCAUGAUAUAAAUUUUAUUAAUUGUUGCCUUGCUUUCCCUUAAUUUAUACUAUAGGUAAUAUCCACUUUUGCCGGAUUUUUAAUUUUAAGAAAAGGAGGGGGGCAGCUUUCACCCUUUCGUCCAGAUAACGGAGAGGCCAAGAAUGCAAAAAAAAAAAUGUUUUGCUCUUAUUAUAUGAUAUUUUAUUUAUGAUAUAAAUUUUUAUAACUUACCAAAGAACAUAAUUAUAUACUAGGCAAUAUUCAGUGCCGGAUCCAGACUUUUUAAGAAAAGGAGGGGGCAAGCCAUCCAUGUGACGUCUCACUUUAUUAAAUUCCUUGAUUUUUUUCCCUUUAACUAUGUAGUGCAUGAAAAAAGUCAAAAUAAAUAAACAAAACAAUGAAAUAAAUUUUGCCUCGUUAUAAAUAGCCGAGGCCGCGAAGCGGCGAAGUAAAUAGCCACCGACACUGAGGUGAAUAUAACUGUUUUAGUAUAUACUAAAACAGUGAGAUAAUUGAGCACAAAAAUGACCAUUUUUAACUGCUGCCAACGAUUACAAUUUUGGCGCGCAAAGGACCGAACGGCCGCGGUCGUCGCUUUUUCUUGCCGACAAAUAAAACUUUUGAAAGCAUUUGUUUAGCUCUUGCGGGGAAAUUUCUUCAAAACGAGUUGUGAAUUCUUUUGGUAUUUAAAAUCAUUCUGUAAAAAAGAUUAUUAAAUUUAGUUUUAAGCUCGUUUAUGAACAAGUGAACUAAAUAAAGUAACGCAUUAAUUUUGUAAACAAAAACCUUUUUCACCGGUUUUAUCGAUAAAUUCAAGUCAAAAAGACAAAGCUUUACCUGUUAAACUUUCAAACCGAACUUCGUCACCUUCUUCGGGUAUUUCGGGAGCAGCUUGCUUGAUUAGUUGUGAAAUUUCUUUUUUUGUUACGGCAGCAAACCUGGAAGGCAUUUUGCUUGCAACUUAGGCGAGUUUGGCGUAGCUCGCUUGCUCGGAGGAACUGGAGGUGAAUCAGUGAAUAGUGCAGGAUAUUAACUGAUUAAGUAGCCAAUCAGAGUGCGCGAAAAACAGUAUCCACUGUUUUAGUAUAUACUAAUUAAAUGUAAAGAGACCUCCAUGUUUGGCUCUUGUGCCCCUCACCAAUGCUUGCGUUAUAAUCAAUAUUCCGUGCAACACGCUGAGUUGAACGCGCAAUUUAUCGUUACAGUUUCACUUUAUCAGUAUUUCACUUUAUUCUAUGUUACUAAAAAUAGAACUUUAAGCCACAGAUAGGGCAAAGUGUUGCUGUUGCUAAGUCGUCUAAACUGAAGAAAGGUGCGGGCACGGGUCAGAUCGCCCUUGUGAUUUCAGAGUAAUAACAUCAGCUUGAAGUUCUAUUCCUUUGGGCCUGGGCAACCAUUGCAAUCUAAGAACAAAUAAAUAAAUAAACGAAUAAAAAAUAACUAAAUACAAAAAAGGUUUUCUAAAGGUCUUGUUGUUUUAACUUGGUAUAGUCAUGAUUAAGCAACGAGAUCGGAAAUGCUUAAUUACUCUCGAUAAUUGGUGUCUUCUUGAGAGGUUACGAAGGAGGAUAAUAAACAAUGUUUUAGUGGUUAUUAGAAACACUUCUUGAACAAGAAAUUAGCUUGUUAUUUUAUUUAUUUAGUAUUAUAUGCUUGCCUGAUGAUCGGUGUUCCCACAAUGCUGAAUGAAAUCAGUUGACUGGAAGGUAAAGUGUCACUAUGUUUGUGGAAGUACUUUAUGAUUAUUAUCAUUAUAAUUAUAAUUGUUAUAAUCGUUAUUGUUAUUUCGCACUUAACUAUCGGAUGAGCUCACAUCCCGCCGCAUACUUUAAAGUUUUACAACGCUUUUCGAAAUUUCUGAAAAUGUUUUCUUAUAUCUAAUAAGUAAGUCUCAUUACUGUAUAUUAAAUUCCCAAAACAUUUUUCGUUGUAUUUUUUGUUUGUGUUCCUUCACCAUACUCACCAAAACCCGAGUCGCCCAGUUCUCAGCUGCGUGCUUCAUUUCUGCUCUUGUCAAUUUCUCUCUGUGAUGUUCCCGUUCGUCAUGUCUUUUGUCUUGUUUGGCAUUUUGGUGGAAUCUUCCUCUCCCUCUUCGAGGUACAAAUGAGGAUCCUUCAGCCUUGUCUAAAACAAAACAACUUAAAAUCAACCAGAAAACGAGGAAGCUUAAGAGGUGCUUGGAGUCCAUUCUUAAUAUAUGCUGUGGCCAGAAGUCAACAGGCAGUUUAAUUUUGAAUUGUUGCACUGUAGCUUUCUUGUACACUGUGGGGAAACAGUUUCUUUGUUAGUGAUGACCUCUUAAUAUAAAUAUAACUAUGGGGCUGUUUACAUGAAGGGAGAAUGAUCCUAGUACCAGGAAGACCCUUGAAGUCAGAUCAUCCCAGCACCAUAUGUUUUCUGUAUUCGGCUUACAUGCAAAGGGUUGCACUUGUUCCUAGAGCUGCAAUCUUCUUUGUACUAGGAUCUUCCUAGCUGACAGGUAGGAAGAUCCUAGCACCAUGCAAACUGCCUUCGCUAGGAAGAUCCUAGUACUAGGGAAAAAAACAGCCAAAAAUAGCGGCGGGUCGUUCAGUGGCCAAUCACGGUAAUAAAGGCCGACCAUUUCGUUUGGCGUUACCACGGGCUGAUUAUUGUGAUCAUGAUUCUGCUGAAAGGAAGUUGUUAACGCCAGUAAAGAGAGCAGAAGGGCCCAAAUUGAAUGUUUGUUUCUGUCACCCGCCAUUUUUAAUUCCUUCUCAAACAUUCUAUAUUCAGGUACCACACGGACCAAAAUUUCUGCAUGUAAAUCCAACGUAAAGUAGGUCCGCCUUCUAGGAUCUUCCUGCUACUGGGAUCUUCUUUUCCUCCACAUAAAGAGCCCCUAUUAAUGAAUAUUGAGGGUCGAUGUUUCAAGAAUGAACUACCAUAAACACGAGCUUUGCUUAAGCAGAAAAAAUAUAAUAGUUAUAAUAAUAAUAAUAAUAAUAAUAAUAAUAAUAGUAAUAAUAAUAAUAAUAAUAAUGAAAUAAUAGUAAAUACGCUGGAGAAGAUAAUCCGCGAUGCAUAA